Molecule: messenger RNA, 702 nt
Organism: Chilo suppressalis (striped riceborer)
Lineage: Eukaryota; Metazoa; Arthropoda; Insecta; Lepidoptera; Crambidae
Source: the annotation of a GenBank genome assembly
AUGUAUCACUAUACAAAUCAGUCAAUUUAUAAUCACGAAGUUUAUCAACAGUGUUCUGUUGUCGAAACAAAUAGAAAUCACAAUGUUGCAAGUGUUGUUACUGAAAACGGUGGAUUCAAUACUAAUAAUCAGGAAAUCGUUCCCUUUGUACCACAGGACAAACGCCAUAAUGCUCCAACUGAGAUUCGGGACAACGUGAUUGAAAAAUCCCCUAAGAAAACUAUUGUAGACACAUCUAACUUUAGCAUAGAAGAGAGGUUGGUAACCGCUGUAUGGGUACACGAAAGGAAAAGAACAAACACCGGCAUGAAUCAAAUAAAACAGGAUUUCCGGCUGCGAUUUGGACGUGAACCUCCCGCUAAAAACACACUGCUGGCUUGGGAGCGAAAAUUGUUUGCGACCGGCAGUGUCCGAGACGCUCCUCGUCCUGGGAGGCCCGUAAAACGAGGGAGCCGCGUGGCGGAGGUUUCUGCGUCGGUGGCGGCGGCGCCGGCGCUGUCGGUGCGGGGCCGCGCGCGGGCGCUGGGAGUUCCGCUGUCAACGCUGCGCGCCAUCCUCACCCGGGACCUGCGCCUCAAGCACGAGCAGCCCCGGCGCACGGGUAAACCAUCACAAACAAGGAUAAUACAGCCAGCCAGAAAGAAAUCCGCAGCGGGUCCACCAGCUAACUUGACAGUGCCAUCACUGCCGGUUCCUAAUUGA